UUCCAUUGUUACUCCUUCUCUGAGGUUAUUUGAUGAUUCGUGUUGUCCAAAUAUUUUACUUCCGUUAGUUAAAAUCUACGACCAUUCUCUUUGUCUUUUCAAUGUUCUUUUUGUUCCAUCUUUGUUUUCAUGUAGGAACAGAGUCCUUGUUCUCACCGAUUACCUACGUCGUCUCGUUCGCAUGUUCAGUUGUGCUGGUUGCAGGUUGUUCGCUUGACUGAACAAAGAGCAUAUCUACAAGAGCUUCUUGAUAUAAAGGACGGCUCAAACUCCUACAAUCAAUCCAGAUCAACACGCUUCUCCGACACUACACUCAUAUCAACAACUGCAGAUACUGUUUGAAUUCACUGCAACAGAACUCUUAACAAUAUCAACCAUCAUGUCUUCUCACAGCCGAAACACCAGUGGAAGCAGCCACUCUUCUCUCCAUCUCCCUACCCCCAUUGAGCUAGAAGAGGAUCACACAUUCUCCAAAGCCUCUGCCUACCCUAUCGAUCACACAGACUACGAGCCUUGUCGCAAGAGGAUCAUAAACACUAGCUUUGGCGCCCGUCAGGUCAUCCGUUUCAUUAACCAUCUAGAGACCCAUGACCCUGCCCAGCACGAUGCUGCGGUGCAGAGGCUUCUCGAGAUAGGUGUUGAUGUAAAUGACCUGGUGCGUCUUUCUGAGCGUCGUGCUGAAGUUCCUUGGGAGGAGACUUGGCCGUAUAACUGGGAGAAGAAGCAGGGUUUGGUGUUGGGAUAUAUGAAGAGGAACUUGCCGCGUUGGAUUGCUAUUAUGAAGAAGAAGGAGGCUCAGGAGGCUGCCGAAGCUAUGGGUGAAACUGUUGAGGCCCAGGAUUCAACUGAUGAUACCAUCAUUGACGAGAUGGCUGAGACUGAAGCUACCCAGGAGGACGAGGUUAGUCCGGAAGAACAGGUUGAGGAAGGCAUCGAUGUCAAGGAGACCAAAGGCUCACCAGCUAAGGAUGAAGAUAUCCAUGCCGAGGCGCGUCCUCUUAAAGGUUCUAUGAAUCUGAGGGAGUUAAUUGCGUCCUAUCGCAAGGCCCAUGCGGAGCAGAAGCGUGCUGAUCGGAUGCAAAACAAGAUGGAGAUGGGUGGCUAAAGGCAGAGAGCUGGAUAGUUUGUUAUUUUCAUCUCGUUUCCUGUCUAUGGUUGGCGUUCGGAGUUUGGAUGUUAACUUCUCGAGACUUAGAUAAAAUACUGGGUAUUCCCUUUUGUUUUAGAUUGCAAUUGAAGACUCCUCGGUGAUAUGUGUGUGGGCUUGAGCUUAACGUUGCAGUCUAUAAGUAAUGUGAAUAUCGACUUACCUUCGUAUAAAUGCUAUAAGAAGAGGUUAAAAUAUGCUCUUGUAAUUAACAGCUGCUCUGGUUAUGGAAGAAACCUAACAAGCAAUGGCAGUAAGGCCUUUUGAAACGAUCAGACCUUUUGUUGAAUGGCAGCAUAGCGUACCGUUGUUUUACCAAGAGACGUGAAAA
This is a messenger RNA of Fusarium redolens, 1478 nucleotides long. RefSeq lists its product as uncharacterized. Lineage: Eukaryota; Fungi; Ascomycota; Sordariomycetes; Hypocreales; Nectriaceae. The coding region runs from base 380 to 1105 and encodes 241 amino acids. The transcript has a single exon. The record is from RefSeq and is a predicted model, not a curated record.